AUGAAUAUUUAUAGACUCAAUUAGAAGCUAAGACACAUUAUGGAAGUGUUUGAUAUCAUCUAGAGAGAUCAAUUGCAAACUUUAAAUGGAGGUUAUUUAGGGGUUCAUCAAGAUUAUUUAAUUCAUUAAGUAAUUAAGUUUCCUAAUCUCUUUGAUAUUAAUUAUGAUGAAUUAAAGUUAAAUGUUGUGAACUUUUUCUAAAUGCUAAAAGAACAUAAUAUCACGCCAAUUGUUAUUUUGUCAUCGUAAAUCCAUUAGAAAAUAAAUUCAAAGAUUAUAAUGAAAUGCUAAUCAGAAAAAAAUAAAGCACAGUUCAGAGAAUUAAUAUAUAAUGAUGCUGUUAUUGAUACUUUGUUACCCAAAAGAAUGAUCAUUGAUUGGCUAAGAGAAUUGCAAAUCCAAUUUUUAGUUGUUCCAGAUGCGGGAAGUUAAAUUCGCUAUCUCUUUACCAACAAUUUAAUAAGUGGAAUAUUAGCAGAGAUAUCCUUAUUGGAGAAGUGUUUUAGUUUCAAGGAAUUAAAUUAUUUGAUUUUAAACAUUUUCGAAAACUCUUUCGAAUGGAUUGACAUAAAACUAUUAACUGCUAAAUCCUAAUUAAGUUUAGAUUCUCUAGCAGAAUUAUAUUAAUUACAUGACUAUUGCACUCGUAAUGAAUGCAUAGGCUAUAAUGAACAAAUUCUAAAUUAAUUUAGCCAAACAAAGUUUACAAAGCCUUUUUCAGAAUUACCAAGGUCUGAUUAAUUUAAUGUUCUCUACAAUAUUGGAUAAUAAUUCUUUGCUGGAAAGCUCACCCUAUAAUAGAGAGUUUAAAAAUUUGCUAACUUUCUGGUUGAUCCAGUUAAGAUCACUUAGUUUAUGCAACAAAUCAAAGAUUCUCCAUACAUUGAUAUAAAUUUUGAUGAACUGAGGUUAUAGACUGCAUCUGCCAGUGCUAUCUAAUUACCAACUGAAAUUUUGGUGUUUUAAAGUAAUGGAAUAGGGUUGUUCUACAAAGAGCAGUCUCUCCUUUAACCUUUAGAAUUCUAAGAAUAUGAAUUUAUUGAACCUUCUUAGAUGGCCUUUGAAAAAUUGAAUAUUGGAUAUUUCCAAGGAAAGAAUUAAAUCAAGUUGAAUACUUCUUUUAAUUUGUUUAAAGAGACAAUUAAAAACCCAACCUUAUUGCGUUCAAUUCAUUUUUAUUAUAAGACAUUAAAAUUGACAUCCAGAAAAUCUUCAUUUGAACUUGGUGAGCAAUCAUAAUAAAUAAAUUCAGAUCUGAUUUAAUUAAAUUUAAAUUUGAGAUUUCUGCAUUUAUAAGGCUUAAUUGAUUUGGAUAAUUAAAAAGGUUCUUUAUAUGCAUCUGCUUUGUCAUAUGCUAAACCUCAAUAUUUUAUUCCCUUCUUCAUUUAUCUAAAAUUAUUGGAAACACCCUAUAAACCUAUUUUAUUUGGGCACUUUUAUAAUCCAUAAAAUGAGAAGGAUGAUGAGAUAAUAGCACCAUUUGCAGAUAAAAAGGAAAAUUUGAUAACAAAACAAUUAAUUAAUUUGUCUGAACAUUAUUAAGAGGAAGAUGAAAAGAUUUUGUUACUUUUGAGAUUUUUUGUGAUUAAUAGUGUUUCUAAAUUAGGUUAAUUAGAUUAUUUUGGAGAUUUUAUCAGUUGUAUAAGUAAAAAUUACGGUUAACAGUAUGAUGCAAUAUUAAUAGGAUUAUAUUUUGAGCUUAAUUAACGUGGCCUUAUUGAGCAAUUUAUAAAUAUUGGUCAAUAAAAUCCUUUUUAUAAAAAAUAUAAUUAUAAUGAAGAAUUUUAUUAAUUUUUGAAAAAAAAGAAAUCCAAAUAAGAAUUUAUGGCAAAUCAUAAUUUAUAACAUUACAUAGAUUGUUGGACAGAAUUUAUCAAAUUAUUUGAUUAUAUCCACUAGAAAAAGGGAAUGAGAUUUGAUAUUUUGUUAAAGACCAAUGAGUAUUUUUAGUCGUUGAUUAAGUGA
Paramecium tetraurelia is the source of this 1965-nucleotide messenger RNA. RefSeq lists its product as uncharacterized. The record is from RefSeq and is a predicted model, not a curated record. NCBI's taxonomy places the organism in Eukaryota, Ciliophora, Oligohymenophorea, Peniculida, Parameciidae. The transcript is spliced from 4 exons.